AUGCGUCAAGGUUAUUAUUCUCAUCUUCCGCCGAGCCUUCUUGGAUUGCUUGCCUCGGUGCUACUGGCCCCCACAAGCGCUUCUCCCGCACCCGAUCCGGACUCUGUCAAUGUCCAGACCAUCACCGUAACCGCUCCGCCGAGCAUCCCCUCAACAGCCCCGCAGUUGACAGACACCGCGCUCUUCACCUCCGCCAUCCUGAACAGUACGAAUGUCUUCCGGAGUCAGCACAACGCCUCCGCCGUGACGUGGAACACCACCCUCUCGGCAUUCGCGUCCUCAUACCUCGCGUCCAUGGGACCCGGGUCCCCGGACUCGGGCUCAGAGUGCGACUUCGCCCACUCCGGCGGCCCGUACGGCGAGAACCUGGCGCUGGGCUGCGACGAGGUGACGGGCGAGGAGACGGGCCACUUCACGCAGCUGGUGUGGAAGAACACCACGGCCGUGGGCUGCGGGAGCCGCUUGUGCGGCACGAGGGGGUGGUAUAUUGUGUGUGAGUACUGGCCGCGCGGGAAUAUCAUUGGCCAAUUCGGAGAGCAGGUCGGGCGGCAGUAG
Molecule: messenger RNA, 555 nt
Organism: Diaporthe citri
Lineage: Eukaryota; Fungi; Ascomycota; Sordariomycetes; Diaporthales; Diaporthaceae
Exons: 3
Coding region: 1-555 (184 amino acids)
Cellular component (GO): extracellular region
Source: RefSeq, a predicted model, not a curated record